Messenger RNA from Serinus canaria (Common canary), 654 nucleotides. RefSeq names its product proteoglycan 2, pro eosinophil major basic protein (gene PRG2). Lineage: Eukaryota; Metazoa; Chordata; Aves; Passeriformes; Fringillidae. The record is from RefSeq and is a predicted model, not a curated record. Gene Ontology annotation, biological process: immune response.
GAUGCUGGGGGUGGCAGAGGGCCCAUGGGGUGUCCCCAGGGUGGCCAAGAGUGAUGGCGCUCUGGGAUCUCCCAAGGGUGCUAGUGGUGUCCCCAGUGUCCCUGCACCAUGCGGCCCUGCCUGCUGAUUGCCCUGGCCCUGCUGGGCACAGUUCCCGUCAGCUGCUCUGCUCUUGCCAGCCCUGCAGUGGAGGAUGCGGAGGACGUGACAGAGCUGGAGGUGCCCGAGGAGUACAGCGGGUGCCGGGGGGCCAGUGACAAGCAGGCACCCGGUGUCCCCAGCAUGCCGGGCACCGCCACCCGCCACUACGUCAUCAGCACCAGCUACCGAAGCUUCCGCCGUGCGCAGCGCAUCUGUGCCUGGCGCUUCCAUGGGCGCUUGGUCUCGAUCCACAAUUCCCGCACCAACACUUUCCUGCUGCUCCUGGCACGCCGGCACACCAAUGCCGGCCUGGUCUGGAUCGGUGCUGUCAGCCAGCCCGCAAUCCCAUUCCCGAAUUGCCACUGGACCGACCGGAGCCCCUGGAACUACAGCCGGUGGGCGCACGGGCACCCCCUGCCCAGCCACCGCUUCUGCACCGCCCUCUGCACCAACAAUGGGCUCUGGAGGAGUGUGCACUGCAAGAGGAAGCUGCCCUUCAUCUGCGAGAUAUGA